AUGAAUCCAGGAACAGAGUAAUUGAACUACGAAGUGGGAACUCCAUAAAUGCCUUAUAAUUAUGAUUUGGAUGGCCAAUUCUAUUUGCCUAUAUCGAAUCAAAUCUACCAAAAAGUAUAUAGUCAGUACACCUACCAUCUGCCUACCUUCUUACUUAUGCCCCAACAACCAAUCUAUCAACCAUGUCCUCAGGUCAAGAGCAAAAGAAGAAGAAAAACAGGAAUUAUUGAACUGGAAAUGAGAUAACCUGAAGUAAAAAUAGUAAAGGAAAUUGCGACAGACACUGAAUAAGUUUAAAUAUCACUAGGAUUAUCUAGAUAACCAAAUUAGAAAAAGAAUUACAUAUGGUCAAAGCAAUUAGAACAUGAACAUGAGAACAAUGCAUAAAAAGACAGGACAAUUUCUGAGCUCAGGACUCAAAUCUAGAAAAAUGAUUUGUCCAGAAGCUCAAGCUUGGUUUCAUUGUAAACCACACUUGUUGAAAGAGAGAGAUAAAUUACAAAAUAGGACGGCAUCAUUUCUCAACUAUAAGCAGAUAUUAAUCUACUUAGAGGGGAAUUAGACGAUGCUCAUCAUCAUAUUGAUGAGUUGUAAACCACUCAUGAAGAAGUAACUGUUGAAAACUGA
Messenger RNA from Paramecium tetraurelia, 627 nucleotides. RefSeq lists its product as uncharacterized. NCBI's taxonomy places the organism in Eukaryota, Ciliophora, Oligohymenophorea, Peniculida, Parameciidae. The transcript is spliced from 3 exons. The record is from RefSeq and is a predicted model, not a curated record.